CGUGAAUGUAACGGAGACACAAACGUUUAUUUAACCUAGAAUAUCAACAAUGAGGAAUACCUGGACUUGCCAAAGUUAGCAUCGGCAAAAUUAAAUAAUUUGGGCAGAUUAGAAAAAUAAAAUGUGGCUAAGCUACAUGAUUUUAGUGGCUUUAGCUCAUGUAAUGUCAGCUGUUUUAUCGCAGUUGGUCGUGAACGUGAAAAACAAAGGGGGCGACGUAAUCAAAGAAGUGAUAUCGGGGAACACCACUUCUGACGUGGUGGAACUGCAGUUUCAGAACACGGACGGCACAGUCAUCUAUCAAUUCAUCGACUUCAAAUCGGAGGUGCAGAUUUUUCGUGCCUAUGUCCUAUGGGAAGAGGAGCUGGGCUUCACUAGAAAUAAACCUUUUACCCUGUGCUUUGUGUCCAGAUUUAACAAGAAUGAGUUCAUUUCCUCUGAUGCCAUGUCCAAACUCAGACAGAAAAACCCCAAUGCAAUCCGUAGUCCAGAAGAGGAGAGAGUUCCUGAGAUGCACAUCAUGGAUCUGCAGAUGAACCUAAAAAGAACGGACAUAGUCAGUCCUAACAUACAGAAGGUGUGCCAGGACGCCAACACCACAACGUACGCCAAGGAGUCCGAUAUCAAAAUAUGGUCACAAGCUUUAGGUCAGGAUAUCAACCUACUGAUGUCGACAUCGAGAAAAACCUACCCCGAGAAGUAUGGGAACUGUAAAGACACGUCCAGCAUUACCUCCCCUUGUGUUUGUCACUACCACAUCUGUGUGGGCUGGUACCCCUGUGGCUUGAAGUACUGUCGAGGGAAGGACUCGGCGGGGCGAUAUGUCAGUUAUCGCUGUGGAAUUAAGACCUGUAGGAGGUUUAUCUCUUACGAUUUUGUUGUUGACAAGAAACAUAACUGUUUGUGGGACGACAUUUAAUUAAGUUCACCACGUCUUUAAAAUUUUGUAAAUUGAUUGGCCAUUCUGUAUCAUUUAUGGAUGGGAUUUUAUAGUUUUCCAAUCAGAUCAUUAUAUGUUGUCUGAUGAAAUCCUGAAUUUAGUCCCUCUGUAUUUCAAAUGUACCCGAAUGCAAUUUACAUUUGAUUUGAUGAGUGACAGGCUGUACCAAUUAAUUUUUCAUUUUCAGUUUUUGUGUGUUGACACAGUUACAACAUAUUAUUGAUUUUGCAGACCAGUACAGGAGUUUGACGGGUUGUUCUGGUACUGUUGAAAUGAGAAGUAAACAAUUACUGCUUUUGUAAAAUUCUCGGAGACAUCGAGUCGAUAUGUUCUUCGAUGUUAUCGGGUAUGUCAUUAUAUAUGACAUGCUUAAAGUAUCUACUGGUUUGUGAUUAGAACGGUGCUAAUGACUUAUUGGACAGAGUUUAUUGAUUUAUGGAGCAUUUCAUCAUCAAAUUUCUGGUCCCAAAUAUUUCUGUGACUUCUGAAACCUGAGAAAACACUCCUCACACGAGUUGUUAUUUUCCAAGAAAUGUAUUUUAAAAACCUACUUGGAUAUGCCAAUUGCAAAAUACUACAGAUGUAUGAGCCAUGCAGGGGGUUCCUGGCAUUUUGUAACAUACUGUUCAGUUCAUUUAACGUGCCAAAUAUUGCCUAUCUGGAUUUAUUUAUUUAUAUACAACUGCUUUAUAGAAAUGUAUUCUGCUUUGUACGUGUAUUAAAAGAUUAUAUUUUUA
This is a messenger RNA of Ostrea edulis (European flat oyster), 1677 nucleotides long. RefSeq names its product out at first protein-like. The record is from RefSeq and is a predicted model, not a curated record. Bases 122 to 919 code for a protein of 265 amino acids. The transcript has 4 exons. NCBI's taxonomy places the organism in Eukaryota, Metazoa, Mollusca, Bivalvia, Ostreida, Ostreidae.